AUGCCCUCACAUCACCGAUACAACUACAUUUUCGCCAAUACGCCAAGUUUCUCUCAUCCGUAUUUACAUAAAAUCGUAUAUAACCCUGCUGGACUGUUAGCACCACCAGGUAUAAUACCGGGAUUGAGGAAUGAACCAUGGAUGGGAACUUUCAAGAUACCUAAUUUAACUCCACCAAAUUAUAAAUCGCACCAUACUCAUGAUGGGAUCCAACAGGUCUUGAUUUCCCCUGCUGUAUUGAUGUUACAUAUUUUUUCGACGUCUACGAGCGGCUCGAGGAGACGUAGGAACCUUAUAAGACAGCUAAAUCUCAUGGAAACUGUUCCGGAAGAGUAUAGACACUUGAUCGAGAUUAAGUUCGUGAUGGGUAAUAAAAUUGAGAGCGCACAAGAGGAAGAAGAGAUCCGGAAGGAGAUGAAAGUGUACGGGGAUGUGAUUAGGUUGAAGUUGUUGGAAGGGAUGGAAAAUAUGAACAAUGGGAAGUCAUGGGAGUGGUUGAGGUAUGUGGGGAGACAGGGCGGUAGGAAGGCUUGGUGGGUCAUGAAAUGCGAUGAUGAUACUCUGCCUAUCUUGCCCAACUUAAUUCCAACUCUGUUAUCCCUCAAUCCCAACGAACCAGAAUAUGUGGGCUCGGCAUUUGGUAGAUGGACAGGCUACCAAUAUUACUUCCAAGGGAUGAUGUAUGGGUUCUCGUGGGGCGUGGUGAAGACAAUGGCUGUGGCCGAUGUUCCAGCGUCAACAAGGAACUCGCAGUGGGAUGAAGAUGCCAGAAUGGGUAGUCUGAUGUUCUCCCUACCUCUCUCGCCUACCGCCAACCUAAAUUCCACCUACUGUUCACCGCCUCCCGGCCCCAAUAUUAUCUACUCUCUGCCACCCCCUGUUCCCGACCCAUGUACCGGUCUAAUGCGAUACGACAUGGGUUCGAAGAUCGGUCAGUGGCAGGGACGCCUAAUCGAUGAUGCGACGUCAGCUCUGGCAUGGCAUGAAUUGAAAAGUGAUGAGGCUUAUGUCAAUGCUUAUGCCCAAGCUAAAGAACAAAUUGUGAAGUCAGGAAGAGAAUAUAAAUGGGUCGUCCCUGAUACAUUCGCCCCGGUUGCUGAGGUGUAG
Messenger RNA from Kwoniella botswanensis, 1107 nucleotides. RefSeq lists its product as uncharacterized. Lineage: Eukaryota; Fungi; Basidiomycota; Tremellomycetes; Tremellales; Cryptococcaceae. The transcript has 6 exons. Gene Ontology annotation, biological process: 4,6-pyruvylated galactose residue biosynthetic process. The coding region runs from base 1 to 1107 and encodes 368 amino acids. Gene Ontology annotation, cellular component: Golgi membrane. Gene Ontology annotation, molecular function: hexosyltransferase activity. The record is from RefSeq and is a predicted model, not a curated record.